CACUCAGCUCCGUCGCCGACAUGACCGUCCACACAGUGUAGGAUGCACUCACCCGGGCCUCAUCGCCCCCGUCUUCUCUCCCUCCAUCUCUCCUUCAUGACUCAGACUGGACGUCCGACUAGGGUGCGAUUGGACGCAUAGCGACUUCGUCUAUGGCCAACGCUGAAUCCGAGCACUUACUCGCGGAUCUUUCUGCCAAUCUCGCUAGCUUCUGCAUCGAGAGUCUAAUGUGCGGGAUGUUCGAUUGUCUAGGUCUUACAUCCCUCUAUCUGUUGCACAUUCGGAAGCACUCAGAGCACGGCAAGAGACCACCAUUAUCGAUAUCAAUAUACAUAGCUUAUGUGACUCUACUAGUGGCGGUUACGACGCAUUGGGUUGUGAGCAUCUGCCGUUUGUUCCUCGGCUUGGGAAGCCACGGGGCGCAAGAAGCGGUGGAGUACUUCGCCGACAUCGGUCAGUCGCUGCAUGUGGCCCAAGUCUCAAUUGUGGCCCUGUGUGUAUUGAUCGGGGACGCCGUGCUGGUUUUCCGCCUCUGGGUCGUCUGGUCUUAUAAUAGGGCCGUGGUCGCAGCUCCCCUUGGUGCUUUAGUGAUGCUCUUAGGAGGUACCAUUGCCUCCACCGAGGCUGGAUAUAGGGAGAAUGACGGAUUAACAAGUAAACAUGGCAAAUGGGCUACAGGCGGCUUGGUUUGCACGCUUUGCACGACUGUCUACUGUUCAUGCAUGAUCGCAGGGAUGCUUUUACGUGCAGACCGUCGCACCAAGCGUACAGGCGCGCCUAGCAUCAUGUUUAUGGCUUGGCUCCCGAUAUUCAUUGAGAGCGCUGCGUUCUAUACCGCGUGGACUCUUUUCUACACCAUCACUUACGAAAUGCAGAGCGCCGCAAGGUACAUCGGUAUCGGGGGCUUGCCUGCUGCAGCUGGAAUUGCAUGCAGGAGGGCGGAUGGGAAAGGGCACCUCAGUUCACGACAUGGGUACCGGAAUGGGUGUCAGAGAGCUGUGACGACAACCAAAGUGGUCUAGGACAGUCUCGGGACCUGUACGAUGAUGCGGGAGAC
Molecule: messenger RNA, 1057 nt
Organism: Rhodofomes roseus
Lineage: Eukaryota; Fungi; Basidiomycota; Agaricomycetes; Polyporales; Fomitopsidaceae
Exons: 7
Coding region: 153-1022 (289 amino acids)
Source: RefSeq, a predicted model, not a curated record